AAGAUUGCGAUUCCAAAAGAGACAAAUGUUCCCCCUAUCCUUUCAUGUUUAAUGUUUAGUAGUCUUCCAACACUUGGGUUACAUUCAGCACAACUAAAUAUAGGAAAGGAGGAUAUUUAUUGAUUUACAAAACCAAAAACAAAACGUAGUUCCUUGUUAGAACAUGAUAAAGAGAAAUAAAGAGGACUCCGGUCCAGCAGGUGGCGGUAAUUAACCUGCUGCAUCCAACAGCCAACUAACUUGUCAAUCGGUUCCUGCUGCAUGUACAAGAUGUCGCUUGGCCUGCUGACCCUCAGGGCGCUGAGAGGAGCUCCAGGUCUCUGCCGCCGGACUCCGGCCGCCACCGGCGGACUCCGGGCGGCUUCCUCCGCCGCUCCACGGGACAAGAGAGCCGUUAUAACGGAGUCCACGGAAGAAUACAAGUUCGUGGAACGACUCAUACCGCCAACACGGAUCCCCGACCCGCCGAAACACGUCGGAGCCGCUCCGUCGGGCUGGACCCCCCCAGCCGAGUCCCCGCCGCCUCUGCCCUACAUGAUCCGCCGCUCCCGCAUGCACAACAUCCCCGUGUACAGCGACCUGACCCACGGGAACCGCAGGAUGACGCUGGUACGGAAGGUGGAAGGGGACAUCUGGGCUUUGGAGAAGGACGUGAGGGAGUACCUGAGACAGGUGACCGGGAAGGAGUUGCCCACGCAGGUGAAUGAGGUGACGAUGACUCUGAAGGUGAAAGGUCACUUUGAGCAGGAGCUGAAGGACUGGCUGGCCAGCAAAGGCUUCUGAUCGAGGAAGAGGAGGAUGCAGCUGAAGGACAACUUCAUCAGUUAUCUUUAAAGGACUGCUGUCAGCUUCCGGCCUACCAGAACUCUCUUCCUGUCAAUAAACACGUUUUAUUCUAUUCUGUUAAACCUUUAAAGCGAGAUUAAAGAGAAAAGCAUCACAAA
Molecule: messenger RNA, 944 nt
Organism: Xiphophorus hellerii (green swordtail)
Lineage: Eukaryota; Metazoa; Chordata; Actinopteri; Cyprinodontiformes; Poeciliidae
Gene: mrpl49
Product: mitochondrial ribosomal protein L49
Exons: 1
Coding region: 262-783 (173 amino acids)
Biological process (GO): translation
Cellular component (GO): mitochondrial large ribosomal subunit; ribosome
Molecular function (GO): structural constituent of ribosome
Source: RefSeq, a predicted model, not a curated record